Molecule: messenger RNA, 2702 nt
Organism: Topomyia yanbarensis
Lineage: Eukaryota; Metazoa; Arthropoda; Insecta; Diptera; Culicidae
Product: facilitated trehalose transporter Tret1-like
Exons: 6
Coding region: 703-2136 (477 amino acids)
Biological process (GO): transmembrane transport; carbohydrate transport
Cellular component (GO): membrane
Molecular function (GO): sugar transmembrane transporter activity
Source: RefSeq, a predicted model, not a curated record
GUGGGCGACGACGGCGCGAUGUCGCUGCGGCUCUGCUAUAGUUUGCGUUUUUGGAGCUCACCUUUUCAUUUCGCACUCGCGGGCGGGCUGAGCUGCCUUCCAAUCCACCGCCGCACGCCAAGCGGUAUACCGCAGACAGUAGCGUGCGAUUUUUUUUUUCGCCAACCGACUAGGUACUACUAUACCAGCUGGAGGGAGACCGAUCAUCACCAUUCGUCAGAAGCCCGGUGCCCGAGAAGCAUCAUCAUCAUCGCGCGCGUUAACCUUAGCGAAGCGAACCCUCCCCGAGAAUAAGAACUAGUUAUCUGAACUGUUUUGGAACUAUUUUGUGGAAAGUGAAAAUCGUUUGUGCAUACAAAGUUGGUAUUUCUCUUGGAGUGGAGUGAAUAUUUGGUGUUUUUGUUAGGAAGUGACAAUUUUCUGAGCGGUGGAUUUUCAUUAGCAGUGAAGAAUAUUAACGGAAGUGUGGGCGAUCGAUAGAUUAUUUGACCGCUUAACGAUUGCGAAUGGAUCACGUGGACUCGUAGGAAAUUGAAUUUAACCGCAGUGGCUGCAGUGAAAAACAAAAUAAAAUAGACAAAGUAUUCUGUUGGCGGAAGUGUGUCGGUAGUGAUUUUGUGGCUUACAGUUGAGACCCAAGUCGUGCCAGCCAAGUGACUAUACGAGCCUUCCAAAGGCAGCGGUAGUCGUCGUUUCGCAACAAUGCCAGAAACUAAGCUUCCAAUUGAGAUCAAAGCCGACCGAAGGGUAGUACAUCAGUACUUGGCGGCCAUCUGUGUAAAUAUAAUUUCCCUGUCGCAAGGAACCGCAAUUGGAUGGCUCUCACCGUUUCUGCCACUGCUCAUAUCAACCGAGUCACCCCUCAGCACAGGACCGGUAACAGAUAUUCAAGCCACGUGGAUUGCGUCGUUGCUGUGUGUUGGCGCCAUCUUCGGGACGGUUCUGUUCGGCUGGUCGGCGGAUAAAUUUGGACGAAAGUUUUCCCUCUGCAUCGCAGCGUUGCCCCUGAUCGGUUUCUGGGCGUGCAUCGCUUUUGGAGGAUUCGUCGAAAUUUUGUACCUUGGCCGGUUGUUGGCCGGAGUGGGAGCUGCAGGAGUUUUUCUUCUAGUUCCACUAUACGUAACCGAGAUUUCGGAGGACAGAAUAAGAGGAUCUCUGGGAACCUUUUUCAUCUUGUUCAUAAACCUGGGAACGCUGGUUUCGUUCGUCGUCGGAACAUAUCUCUCGUAUCACAUCACGUCGUACAUUCUAAUUUUCCUCCCGAUCCUGUUUCUGCUGUGUUUUGUUCGGUUUCCAGAGACACCGCAGCACUUGAUUCGCUGUAAUAAAAUUGAAGCAGCCGAAGGUUCGUUGAAGUAUCUACGAGGCUAUACAUCGUCUCCGGAGCACGUAAAUAUGCUGAAAGAAGAAAUAUCUAAGCUAAUGAGCCAAAUCGUGAUUCGAGGAAAAGAUUCCAACGUCGAUUCAUCCAUCAAGUGGGCUGAUUUUGCUCCAUUCUCCACGAAGAAAGCCAUCAUAAUAGGAAUGGUUCUCGUCGCUUUAAACCAACUGUCCGGAUGCUUCGCUCUGAUCAAUUAUACGGCACAAAUUUUUGCCGAUGCUAGUACAGGGCUAGAUCCUAACAUUUCCGCCAUCAUAGUCGGUGGUAUCCAGAUUGCGGGAUCCUAUGUGUCAACACUGGUUGUGGAUCGCUGUAGACGAAAGAUUCUGUAUAUAGUUACCACUUUCGGUUCAGCCGUCGGUCUGGCUGCUAUGGGCGUUCAUGCCUAUCUCAAAACGAGCGGGUUCGAUGUUAGAGUAAUCAGUUGGCUUCCAGUGGCUAGUCUGUCGUUCGUGAUCUUCAUUGCCUCUGUCGGUAUGUUGCCGUUGACGUUUGUGAUUCUGUCCGAAAUUUUGCCGCAAAAGCUUCGAAGCUUCGCUGGUUCGCUUUGCACCACCUUCCUUUGGGUGGUUAGCUUUAUCGUGGUGAAGUACUUCCCUGUGAUGGUGGAAGUACUUGGAAUGCACGGCUGCAUGUGGACCUUUGCUGGAUGCUGUGUCUUCGGGGUGUUGUUCAAUGCGUUCUUCAUUCCUGAAACCAGAGGAAAGAGUAUUGAUGAGAUUACGCUGGCGAUGGAGAGUAGGAGUAAGAAUUGAAAAUCAGCUAUUGUUAAGAAGUUUUCGCGUAUUUCUUGUCAGCGUGCCAUUGCAAAGGAAAGAAGUAGUCAGCAAUAAUGGAGACCUGUUUCAUCAUGAAGUGCAAAUUAAUACCAUUAGUGAUUAUAUUCAGAAAUUUACAAAAGUUGAAAACUGCGAUGACUACCUUGUCCAAUGUUUGAGCUCGAUAUGGUGCUAAUUUACAAACACUAUUGGUAGAUAUCUGUGGGACUCACUCACUUACUACUAAACACUUUAAUUUUAAAACUACAUUCCCAUCACUAGAGCUUCCAAUUAAUAGUGCAAUCAUUCGUGAAGAAGUAUUUUUAUAUUUAUUUUACAUUGCCGAGUGCACAGUAAGCUGUUUUACUUAUAAGAAUGUGGUUUAAAACUGAUACAACUGCAGCUUAAACUAAGCACCUGCAAGCUUUAAAGAUAAAAUGAAAAUGUGUGAUUUUGUCUCAUUAGUACUAGUUAGAACCUAACUUAUUGAAUUUUAUGACGAAUUAUGACGAGACCAAAUUACAUAGUUCCUGUUUUAUAAUAAAACGAGUAGUUUCAAAUGA